AUGUAUACCUUAUUGAGCGGCUUCCACAAAUAUCUUACGCGUAGAGAAGAAUUUUACAUUGUCAUACUCGGACUUGAUAAUGCUGGUAAAACGACACUUUUAGAGCGUAUUAAGUCUAUAUUUCUUGGAAUUAUGGGUCUUUCACCUGAUAGGAUUGCACCCACAGUAGGUUUAAAUAGACAACGUGAACUACACGGUAUUUGGGAAAAAUAUUAUUCUGAAUGCCAUGCCAUCAUAUUUGUUGUUGAUUCAACUGAUAAAGAACGAAUUGAAGAAUGUAAAGAAAUUUUUGAAAGGAUAAUUACAAAUGAAGAAGUUGAAGGUGUUCCAGUAUUGAUGUUGGCAAAUAAACAAGAUUUACCAAAUUCUUUAAAAGUUGAAGAAAUUAAAGAAAUUUUCAAUAAAAUUGCACUAAAAUUAGGAGCAAGGGAUUCCAGAGUAUUACCAAUAUCAGCUUUAGGAGG
Scutellospora calospora is the source of this 464-nucleotide messenger RNA. NCBI's taxonomy places the organism in Eukaryota, Fungi, Glomeromycota, Glomeromycetes, Diversisporales, Gigasporaceae. The record is from the annotation of a GenBank genome assembly.